AGCUAGUGAUCAUCAUGUCCAACAUCGAGGAGGUGCUGGGCGAGCUGCAGCGCUUCGCCUGGCCGGAUUAUGUGGCCUUCGUUUCGAUGUUCCUGCUCUGCAUCGGUAUCGGCAUAUACUUUGGAUUCAUGAACAAGUCCGUGUCCGAGGACGAUUAUAUGCUGGGCGGGCGAAAGAUGUUGGUCAUACCCAUCGCCUUCUCAUUGGUGGCCAGCUUUGUGUCCGGCAUCACGCUGCUCGGCCUCCCCACGGAGGUCUACUCCUAUGGCAUCCAGUAUCUCUACGUAUCCUGCGGCGUCAUCGGCAUGGGCGUGGCUAUGGGUGUUUUCUACCUACCCGUAUUUCACGACCUAAACAUCACCUCCACAUACGAGUAUCUGGAGGUUCGCUUUGAUCGGAGGUUACGCCUUUACGGAUCCGUGAUGUUUGCCAUUAUGAACGUUGCCUAUCUGCCCAUCGUAAUCUAUGUUCCGGCAUUGGCCUUCAACCAGGUGACGGGAAUCGGAGUACACACGAUCACGCCGAUCGUGUGCAUCAUCUGCGUCUUCUACACGAGUCUGGGUGGAUUGAAGGCAGUGGUCUGGACGGACGUGGUGCAAGCUAUCUCCAUGCUGGGUGCACUUUGCCUGGUGGCCAUCAAGGGCACCCGCGACAUUGGAGGAGCCGGAGUGGUGCUGGAGCGGGCUUGGAGCAGCGAUCGCCUGGAGGUACCAGACCUCAACAUCGAUCCCACUGUGCGCCACACGUUCUGGUGCCUGUUCUUCGGAGGGAUCGUCUACUGGACGCAAACCAACGCCGUGUCACAAAACAUGAUCCAAAGGUACCUGUCGCUUCCGUCGCUUGGCGAUGCCCGAAAGGCGCUGUGCAUCUUCUGCGUCGGUGUGCUCAUCCUAAUGGCGUUAUGUGGCUACAAUGGCCUGCUGAUAUACGCCACCUACCAGAACUGUGAUCCCCUGACCACCAAGCUGGCAAAGGCCCGAGAUCAGCUCCUGCCGCUCUUUGUGAUGAAGACGCUGGGUGAACUUCCCGGCAUGACGGGACUCUUCAUUGCCGGCGUCUUUAGUGCCGCUCUGAGUUCGCUCUCCACCUGCCUGAACUCCAUGUCUGCCGUGGUGCUGGAGGAUUUCGUCAAGCCGUACGUGAAGAAACCGCUCUCCACCUCCGCGAUCAACUGGAUCAUGCGGCUGGUGGUCGUCGGAGUAGGAGUUCUCUGCGUGUGCCUGGUCUACGUCGUGGAGCACAUGGGCACAGUCCUCCAGCUGACCAUGAGCCUGGAGGCAAUCACGAAUGGGCCACUGUUUGGCAUCUUUACCAUCGGUCUUUUCAUGCCUUGGAUCAAUGGAAAUAGCGCCUUGUUGGGCGGAAUUAUGGGAGUAAUAGCGAUGUCCUGGGUGAGUCUCAAUGCACAGUGGGCCAUCGCCUCGGGAGCAAUUACCUACGACACGAAGCCGCUUAACGUGGAGCAGUGCGACUACAGCUUUAAUGUGACCACCAGUCUGGCCAACACAACUCAUCUGGGAGCAUCUGCAGAGGACAUUUUUCCGCUCUAUCGGAUCUCGUACAUGUGGUACACCACGUUCGGUGCCUCCAUUACGAUUAUCGUGGCGCUGCUGGGCACCUUCGUGUUUGGCAAAAACAAUCCCAACAAGGUGGAUCCCGUGCUGCUCACGCCCUGCAUACGAAAGUUCUUUGCCUUUGGCUCAGAGAAGCACAUGGAUGCCUUCAAGCCCGACAUUCCACUGCAGCACAAACUCCGUAACGACGAGGUGGCCUUAUGAUCAAGCGAACCGAAUCCUAGCUGGACACUUCUGAAUCCAAAGCUGGGUAAAUGUUUCCAUUUUAACCCAAUCGAUUUCGAUCCGUAUUGCAAUGUUAAAAGUUCAAAAUAUAUAACAAAAUUUUUUGAUUUUUUAUAACCAA
Drosophila simulans is the source of this 1920-nucleotide messenger RNA. It is a transcript of the gene bumpel, whose product is annotated as sodium-coupled monocarboxylate transporter 2. The transcript has 8 exons. Gene Ontology annotation, biological process: transmembrane transport; sodium ion transport. NCBI's taxonomy places the organism in Eukaryota, Metazoa, Arthropoda, Insecta, Diptera, Drosophilidae. The coding region runs from base 15 to 1778 and encodes 587 amino acids. Gene Ontology annotation, molecular function: symporter activity. Gene Ontology annotation, cellular component: membrane. The record is from RefSeq and is a predicted model, not a curated record.